Molecule: messenger RNA, 2920 nt
Organism: Pyricularia grisea
Lineage: Eukaryota; Fungi; Ascomycota; Sordariomycetes; Magnaporthales; Pyriculariaceae
Exons: 2
Coding region: 747-2666 (639 amino acids)
Biological process (GO): triglyceride biosynthetic process; lipid storage
Cellular component (GO): perinuclear endoplasmic reticulum; cytoplasm
Molecular function (GO): phospholipid:diacylglycerol acyltransferase activity
Source: RefSeq, a predicted model, not a curated record
CUUCAACUCAUCCCUCCUUUUUUGCUGCUCACAGAAGUUCCGACGACAGGACUUGACGUCAGCUGCUUCUGUUUUUCUUCCCUUUUGGCGCAAUCAUGGAGGACCACAAGAUACCGAAGACAGACCCUCCAACUACCUACCUACUCCAUGCCAAGUUCGGUACUUGAGAUGUUUUUAUUUAUUUGAAGGACUACAUGUGAUGAUGGUCUGACGCGCUAGAAGCAUUUUUGCAAUUAAAUGUGGCUGUUAGCGCCUCGGGGCCGUUCUUUGUGUUUAUUUCUAGGAAGCUGUUUUAUUUUUAUUUUAUCUUUUUUAUUUUAUUUUUAGUCAAAGUAAGUAAGUAAGGUAGCUUCUUGCCAGCUCCUUCUUCUCCUACUGGGCGAACUGGUCGCAUAAUUUCUUUGCAGCUUUUUAUUUUGCGUACCUAUUUAAAAAAUCCUUUUUUCCCUUCCCAGGACUUGUUAUUUAAAUCGUCCCAUUACUGCACGCACUGGAACCUUCGGACCCAUUACCAUCCAUCGAUGCAUACCCACCUACCUAGGUAGCUACGCUUCAUGAUCUUCGCUGCGCUUGGCUAUCUAUACCACCGUUACCGACUGUUAGCUGCUGCUGCACGCACACACGCCACAAGGCAUCAUACAUACGAUCCUAAUAUAGCAUCAACACCCGCUCUCCUUGCAGCUUCGACGGCCAAACGACACCUGUAGCCCAAAUUUACCUCGUGGUCCUUCCACACCUCCCGAAUCAUGGCCACCGCACUACGCCGAAGACCUGUGGUCCACGAAGAAUCGCCGUCACCUACUCCAACUCCCACAGACACCCCGAGGAAUGCGAGUCCGGUCCGAGAGGGCAAGGACAAGAAGAUUCAUGUCGUACACCACAAGCCUCGCACGCGGAAACGCCGCAACACAUUUAUCUUCUUGCUCGGGAGCUUGUCGGGAAUAAUAGCCGCCGGCUUCGCCAAGACAAAUGACCUGAUAGACUUUCCAGAGAUUGGUGAUCUGGGCAUGAGCAUGGACAGCUUGUUAGAUGUCCUACCAGCAGGCUUAGUGAAGGAUAUGUCGGACCUAGUUAGAGGCGAACGUGAUUUUGUCGAUAGUUCUUCCGAGCCCUUCUCAGUCGGAGUCAAGGCCAAGACUGAGGGCCUAGAUGCACAUUUUCCCGUGGUCAUGGUGCCAGGUGUCAUCUCGACUGGCUUGGAGUCGUGGGGCACCGACAACUCCUCCCGUCCGUAUUUUCGCAAAAGACUCUGGGGAAGCUGGACAAUGAUGAGGGCACUUGUGCUGGACAAGGAGGCCUGGAGGAAGCACGUCAUGCUCGACAAAGUUACGGGGCUUGACCCUCCUGGCAUCAAGUUGCGGGCUGCUCAGGGUUUUGAUGCAACCGACUUCUUCAUCACAGGGUACUGGAUCUGGAACAAGAUCUUGGAGAACCUGGCAGCGCUGGGAUAUGAUACCAACACCGCCUUCACCGCCGCAUAUGAUUGGCGAUUGUCGUACCCAAACCUCGAGGUGCGAGAUCAGUACUUCACCCGGCUCAAGAUGUACAUUGAGACAGCGACCCUGACUUCGGGUCGCAAGGCCGUGUUGGUAUCUCACAGCAUGGGCAGCCAAGUGCUGUUCUACUUUUUCCAUUGGGUCGCCUCGCAAAAGGGCGGAAAGGGUGGUGACGACUGGGUAGACCGUCAUAUCGACUCAUGGAUCAAUAUUAGCGGAUGCAUGCUGGGAGCCGUGAAGGACCUCACCGCAGUUCUUUCCGGAGAGAUGCGAGACACGGCCCAGCUCAAUGCAUUUGCCGUGUACGGCCUCGAGAAAUUUCUAAGCAAGGAGGAGCGAGCUCAAAUGUUCCGCCAGAUGCCUGGCAUCUCGUCAAUGUUGCCGUUAGGGGGUGAAGCCGUCUGGGGAAACGCUACAUGGGCACCCGAUGACUUACCUGGGCAGCAAAAGUCUUACGGGACAGUGUUGAACUUCAGAAAAGGGUAUGGGUACAACCGAACGGCGCCGACAAGGAACAUGACAGUCAGCACCGCCAUGAAAUACUUGUUCGAUACAAGCGAAGAUUGGUAUCAGAACAAUGUCAAGCGUAGCUACUCACAUGGGGUUGCUCACACCAAGGCCGAAGUGGAUGCGAAUGAGGACGAUCCUACAAAAUGGAUCAACCCAUUGGAGACCCGCCUUCCGCUAGCCCCGAAUCUCAAGAUCUACUGCUUCUAUGGCGUCGGCAAGCCGACAGAGCGUGCAUACUACUACCGGACUCCGGAGUUUCCUGCAUUGACAAACCUCAGCAUCACCAUCGACACGGGGCUGACAAAAGGUGAAAUCGACCACGGAGUGGUGCUAGGCGAGGGUGACGGGACGGUAAAUCUUAUCAGCUCUGGUUACAUGUGCAACCACGGGUGGAAGUACAAGCGGUACAACCCGGCCGGAUCCAAGGUAACGGUUGUCGAAAUGCCACACGAGCCCGAUCGAUUCAACCCGCGCGGCGGCCCCAACACUGCGGACCACGUCGAUAUUCUAGGACGGCAGACUUUGAAUGAGCUGAUCCUCAAAGUUGCGGCCGGAAAGGGAGAUUCUAUCCAGAAUCACAUCGUCAGCAAUAUAAUGAGUUAUGCCGCCAAGGUCAAGGUGUAUGACGACUACCCCAAGCAAGGCCCUCAACCAGCUUAGGAUUCCUGGUACGGAUUUGUGCCAUGGGGAGAGUGCAAUGUGCAGUAUUGUUUUAUUGUUCUGGUUCUUGCUACUGGUUUGGUGCUAAUGGGCUCGAUUUUCUGUGGGUUACUUGGGAUCAAUUCGAUUUAUAGAGUUGGCGUUACGGUAUAUACCUAUUAUAUAGAUAGAGGAAGGGAUAAGAUGCGUGCUGGGCGCCCAGCGUCAUGACGUAAAGAGUGGGUUCGUGGGCGGCAUAUGAGGAUGAAUCAAAG